Messenger RNA from Felis catus (domestic cat), 716 nucleotides. RefSeq names its product palladin-like. Lineage: Eukaryota; Metazoa; Chordata; Mammalia; Carnivora; Felidae. The transcript is spliced from 4 exons. The coding region runs from base 41 to 463 and encodes 140 amino acids. The record is from RefSeq and is a predicted model, not a curated record.
AAGGGAAGAGGGAAGAAAACGUUUCUUUCUGUGAUUGUGCAUGGAAUAUGCUACAGAAAUGUCAGAGAUAAAGAAGAAAACCACUAGAGUUUCUUUGACCAUCAGUUCCCUGGUUAAUGAAACCUCCAACAUCAGAUCAAGUUAUUCUACCUUAGUUCAACCACUGUAUAUUGACCCCCAAAGGAUGCUGAGUCCCUGCAGCAACCUGUCCAGAUCCACCUGUGUUGUAGCCCCUGUGUUCACCAAGCAUCUUCAAGACAUCUCUACAACCAGUGGUCAGUCUGUCACAUUUGAAUGCCACGUCCAGGCAAUAACCACAGUUCAAAUUCACUGGCACAGAGAGAAAAAGGAGAUAGCAGACUCUGAGGACUUCCAGAUUCUGAGGAGAAGUAUUGUCACAAUCUUUUUGAUUUGCUUUUUAUUUCAAUUAACCUUGAAAUCUAAUUCAUGUUGUAAAGUUUAAUAGCUGAUCUGUUACAGGCUCAAAAAUUUCUAUUGUUAAACAAUUAUUAUUUCAAAUCCAAGUGAUUCUUCAACAAACAACCAAAAAAGAAAAGAUAGCAGGGUUUUUUGUUGUUUGUUUGUUUUAUGUGUGUGUGUGACACAACAGUUUUAAUGGCUGUGAAAAGACUGGUUUAUUUUCACAAAUUAACUAUUAGUUCUUGACAUACAAAUAGCAAAAAAAUAUGAGAACAUAUUUUUUAAGAGUAAAACAA